AGUCGCGUCUGUCGCUUCCUUGCGCCGUGUUCGGCAGGCCCAUUUCAGCACGACUUGAAAUAUAUAUUGUUAGCCGGCCAGCGAACAGCAACAACACAAAAACGGUGCAGCUUCUGAAGUCAGGGCGCGUUCAUAUUCUCAGUAAGCGUAGAGGCGUGGUGCUGUGAGGCAUCUCUCUAUAUAUAUAUACGUAGAGCAGUGCGCUAUCGCCGUUGCAACAAAAAAGAGAGAGCAAACUUAGAUCUGUUUAAAUAUAUACUCGUACUUUUGCUGGACUUUACAGGUCAGACGGAAAAUAACAUCAACAAAUUAUCAAACGCAAAGGCGACGAUCAGAGCCACUUUGGGGCAAAUGUGUUGUGUGUGCGCUGCGCCAAACACGCUUUCUUACGUUAAUCUUUACGUGCGCUACACAAACGGGGCCACCGCAUUGACGGAACAACCGCACCCUUGUCAACUCCUUCUCCGUUGUAGUGGUGUUUCUCGGUUUGUUUUCAGUCCACCGUCGGAAAAAUGCCUCUCUGGGGCCUCAGCACAGCGAAACGUGCCGCCGUGGAGUUGGGCUCGGACGAUGAUCGGGUGAGUGCGAGCACCAGCAGCCGCUCUAGCUCCUACUCCCCCACACCCGCUUCGAAGCCUUCCAUCGCGUCCCCACCUCCUUCGCUGGAAUCACCACCUAACCGCGUACCGGCCACGGCGGCACCGGCGCAUCGUUGCUCCUCUGGCGCUGCCGUCGUCACCAGCUCUCGCGGAUUCACCUCCGGGGCUGCCGCACGCGCAGCAAAAAUCCCGAUGAUGCUGGGCGUUGGCACGCCUCAGCGGCUAACCGUGCAGGCAGUUCACCAGCGAGCGAUGAGCCUCCAGCAGCUGCAGCAUCGCAGCAGCGUGUGCUCCUCCGUCAAUGACCCGGCCCUAAAUACACCGCGCGCACAGUCGCCCGGCAGCAGUCGCGGCGGCUCCUUCGCCUUCACACCGCAGGUGCUGGAAACGCACAACACGAUGAACAUCCUCGUGCUGGGAGCCCCGCAAGUCGGCAAGUCGCUCUUCAUCAACACCUACCGAGCCGCCGUGACGAACACGACGCGGUGGCCGGCCGCUCCUGUGGGCAUCUCCGGUUUCUACGGUACGACCACCGUGGAGCCCUUCCCCAAUCACCCUCGGGAACCAACGUGGCUCUGCAUCGAUACCCCUGGCCGGCUGUACACGGCCGAAAGUGAGGUGAUUCUCGAGAAGCUGACGGAGGGGAUGCCGUGGAAAACGAAGCUGCUCGGUCCCAAAGCCCUUACGUUGAGCGCGGUGGCUGACUUGACGCCAAUCGCAGCGAACAAGGCGCAUCAGUGCGUCAUUGUUAUUCCCGCCACUGACCUCAUCGAAGAUGAAGGAUGGAUGAGUGUGCUGCUGUGGCGCAAUCGCUAUCGACCUACCGAUGACGUGGCCGCACGCAUCUUGUACACCAAAAACCUCAUCUCCUCCCUGCGGGCCCUCAUGAACGACGUGUCUCCAUUUGUGGUCGUCACGAAGAUGGACAAGUUUGGCGGAGCAGGCAGCCGUGGGGCGUGCGCGGCGGUCACCUCGGUGCUGAGUCAGUGUGUGCCGGUCAACCGCAUCUACUUCGCCGCCGCGGUGGAGAACCGCGCGUUGCUGGCAAGCGGACGGGCAAUGGUGCUCGAACGAAGCACCAAGCAGAAUCUUGUUCGUCUGCACGAGGACAUUUGCUUAGCCGUACAAUGGGGUCACCAAAUACAAAUCAUGUAG
Messenger RNA from Leptomonas pyrrhocoris, 1754 nucleotides. RefSeq lists its product as hypothetical. Lineage: Eukaryota; Euglenozoa; Kinetoplastea; Trypanosomatida; Trypanosomatidae. The record is from RefSeq and is a predicted model, not a curated record. The coding region runs from base 513 to 1754 and encodes 413 amino acids. The transcript has a single exon.